Messenger RNA from Drosophila takahashii, 1541 nucleotides. It is a transcript of the gene Elp4, whose product is annotated as Elongator complex protein 4. Gene Ontology annotation, biological process: tRNA wobble uridine modification. The record is from RefSeq and is a predicted model, not a curated record. Gene Ontology annotation, cellular component: transcription elongation factor complex; elongator holoenzyme complex; cytoplasm. Lineage: Eukaryota; Metazoa; Arthropoda; Insecta; Diptera; Drosophilidae.
UAUCGAUAGACCCCUAUUGGCAGCCAUCGAAAAUAGUUUACGCGAGAGGGAAACGGAGUAUCGAAAAGAACGCAAAAAUAAAGGUUAGCUAAAUCCGUGCGACGAAGAUGACCAGUUUCCGCAAGAAGGCAGUCACGAAGCCAAUCCGGGGCACCCGCACCUCGCCGCACACGGCCCAGGUGAUCACCUCCAGCGGCAAUCCGUAUCUGGACGUGGUCAUCGGCGGCGGUCUGCCCAUGAGUUCGAUCUGCCUGAUCGAGGAGGAUCGCUUCAUGACGCACGCCAAGGUGCUGGCCAAGUACUUCCUGGCCGAGGGGGUGCUCUCCAAGCAGGAGAUAUUCCUGGGCAGCCUCGAUGAUAUUCCGGCGGAGAUGCUGCGCCGCCUGCCCAAGCCGCUGACCGAACUGGAAACGGAGGUGGAGCAGCGCGAGGAUCGGGAACAGGGCGCCGGCGGCGGCGGCGCCGAGAACGGGCUGAGGAUCGCCUGGCGGUACAAUGACCUGCCCCUGGUCAAUUCCGAGCAUGCCCAGGCCAAGAUCGGGCAUCACUUCAACCUGAUGGAGCAGAUGGACUCGAUGAUGCUCUACUAUGCCAACACCACCAUGUGGGACGAUAGCCACAAGGAGCCGUUGUGGGAUAUUGUCAUUGCGGAGGAGUUCUCCAAGAGCAGCUCCCCGACCACGGAGAAGCAGCCUGCGGAGGAUGCCCCGCCGAUUCCGGGCGAGGAAACCACUCCGCAGGAAAAGGCUCCACCGCAGGAGGAGGGCUCGGCCAGCAACAACAAUAAUAACAACAACAACAACAACAGCAGCAGCGUCACGAGCAGCACAAAAACCGGCAGCCAGGAGUCGCAAUCGCAGGUCUUCCAUAAUCCUCGAUACGCAGGACUGCUCAACGACAUCCAGCAUUUGUUGCGCGAUGAGAGCUUCGUGGCUGGGACCAAGAAGAACCUGUGCCGCGUCUGCCUGACCUCGCUGGGAUCGCCGCUGUGGUACGACGAGCACUUUGGCGAGGAUCUGAUCAAGUUCCUCACCCUGCUGAUGGCCAGUGUGCGGAACUGCAACGCGGUGUGCCUGAUCACGAUGCCCAUGCACCUGAUUGCCAAGUACGAUGCCAGCCUGGUGCCCAAGAUCCGCCAGCUGGUGGACUAUGCCAUCGAACUGGAGUCUUUCGCGGGCUCGGAACGCGAAACGCAUCCGGCUUUCAAGGAGUACAGCGGCCUGCUCCAUUUGCACAAGAUGUCGGCGCUGAACACGCUGGCCGUCCACAUGCCGGACACCACGGAUCUGGCCUUCAAGUUGCGUCGCAAGAAGUUCGUCAUCGAGAAGUUUCACCUGCCGCCGGAGCUGCAGGAGUCCCCAGCCGCCAAGCCGGACAGCUGCAUCUCCGGUUUGUUGAGCAAUUCCAGUGCCACGGCCUCGCUGGAUUUCUAGCUGUCAGCGGAUGCGGAAUUAGAAACUAAGUGCGCGUAUGUAACCAUGAAACAACAACUAAAUUGCAUAAUAGUAAGCCAAGUAAAUGCAUUAAUAUAUCAGCCCUGA